GAUCGGCCGGCGCGAUUCCUCGACAUGUGUGUGCGUGCGUGUGUGUAUGUACGCAUGUGUGUGUGUGUGUGCAUACGUCAUCGUCGGGCUCGGGAGACGUGAAAAUUCGCGAGAUGUCAUCGCGACGGACGUAACGUACCGAUAGAUACCCCGGAUCGAGGGAUCGAUACUCGUCGCUUCCCCGCUGACGACGACUCUCCUCGUCGCGAGUGCGUUUCCCGAGUCGGGACGAGAGAUCGGCCGACCCGACGAGUUCGGAUUUUCGGAUACAUCGACGCGCGUAGAUCCAUCUAUUACGUCCGUUCGAAAAACAUACGUCCUUCCCCCUCCUCCUCCCGCGCUCCUUCUCUCCCAUGUGUGUCGCGCUCGGUUGCUCGGUCAGUUAGUCGGGCCUCUGUGUGCGCGCGCGCGCGCGAGAGAGAGAUCUGUCUCUCUCCCUCCCUCCCUCUCCACCCCCGAUCUCUAUAUAUCCUUCGUUAAGCGCGGGAGAAGUGAUGCGUAAGAAAAUCCCUUGGAUGAUACACGCGCGACACGUGUGUUGGGAUGUAAACGACGGCGACAGCGGGAGGAGUACGAUAGCGUACACUUUUCCAGGCGAUACCUGCCCCGCUUCGCACUCGGUCGCUGGCGUACGAGGACGAGCGCCCGUAUUGGUAGAUGGUAAUCGCGCAGCUCGCGCUCUCUCUCCCUCUCGCUCACGAGAACCACCGCGGAGAGCCAUGGCUUCUGGUGCAUCCUCCUUGGACAGUGCUGGAAGUAGCGAUGGUGCACUUAACAUGGAGGGGGAUAGCGGAAGUUACGGCAGUGUUGGAAGCCCGGUCGGUGGCCCCGAGUGUCGUAGUGCCGAAUUUGACGGUUUACAGGCUCAAUGUGAUCAAGCGAUGCAUCAGCUUCAGCUACUUAGGCAUAAGCACUCCGAUACCAUAAGACGGUGUGAGCAUACUAUGAAGGAAUUGGAGUAUUAUCGCGGGCAACAUAUAGCAGUCAUGAAUCAACUGGAAGCGACUUCCCAAGACAGCUCCGCGUUACGGGCGAAAUACAAUGAUCUCGCAAACGACAAGCAACGACUGGACCGUGAGGUGCAGACUCUACAGAAAGAACUGUCGGAACUGCAGCGCAUACAGAACCAAGAUGUUCUCGUCUCCGAUGCCGCGGGCAACGAUCCUAUGAACCAACAUUAUCUAUCUGCGUUACGAAAAUACGAAGCGGUUAAGGACGAAUACGAUUCCCUCAGGAAACGGUACGACGACUUGAUUGCGUCGCAUUCCUCUGCAGUUAACAAGCUAGAAUUGUCGCAAGAGGAGGCUAAGAGGCUCAAGAAACAAUACGACAGCGUCUUGGAGGAGCGUAACAGUGCGAUUCGCGAGCGUAACGGCUUGAAGCAACAGUGCACCGCCGCGAUUCGCCAGUGGGACAUUGCAUUAAGAGAGAGAAACGAAUAUCGCGAAGCGCUAGCCAAGGUGCAGCAGCAGCACGAGGAGGCGGUCAAGGAGAUUAAUCAGGCGAUGGUGCUGCGCAUGAAAGCCAGCAAGGAUAUGAAACGACUUACCGAGGAACGAAAUGCCGCUCUGCAAGAAUACAGUCUAAUCAUGGGAGAACGAGAUACAGUCCACAAGGAGAUCGAGAAGUUGGGCGACGACCUCACGCAAGCGUACACAAAAGUCACGUAUCUGGAAACGCAAAAUAAGCAGCUCAUGGACGAAAAGAAAACGUUGUCUUAUCAAGUCGAGACGUUGAAGAGGGAAAUCUCGUCCGCCUUGCAAGACAGGGACGAAGCUCUGAAAUUGUGCAAUGAGUUACAGCAGAAAUUCGGUGAACGUGAUUACACUGGCGAAGGUUCCAACAGAGACUAUAAGCAUCGUUUGGAGUUGAACUCGUUCAGUCGCGAACGUGAUAGCGUCAACAAAGAAGCCGAAAAGGAGACAAACCCAAGGGAUGCAACACGAGAUAAACAGCGCAUGGACAACUUAGAGCAAGCCAACUUGGAGUUGGAUAAACUCAGAAAAACCGUAGAUACGUUACAGGUGGAGCUCGAAGAGGCUAUUCAAGAAGCCGAAGUAUCGAAAAGAAGGAGGGACUGGGCCUUUAGUGAGCGUGACAAGAUAGUGUUAGAGCGAGAAGGAAUAAGAAGUCUGUGCGACAAGUUGCGAAAGGAACGCGACCGCGCUGUUUCCGAAUUAGCCGGCGCUCUGCGUGACUCCGAUGACAUCAAAAAGCAACGAAACGAGGCAUCAAAGGAGUUAAAGGAUUUGAAGGAAAAGAUCGAAACCAGCCAGUUGGCGCAGAUUGAUGAGAGCAACGAUUGGGAGAUGAUUCCUAUUCACGUGGAGCCCGGUAGGAUUUGCUUGGACUCGGAUCGCGAUGACCUGGGAUUGAUCCUCGUCGGCGGCCGUGAUAGUCCGUACUAUCCAAAUGACACUGGUGUCUAUGUUGCGCAAGUGGCUCAAGGUAGUGCCCUCGACGGCAAGUUACGUCUAAACGAUUGUAUCGUGCGAGUGAACAACGUCGACUGUACAUCUGUAUCGACGCGCGUGAUCCUAGAAACUUUGCGUUCGUCUACUGUGAAUCCAGUGACUCUGAUCGUGAAGCGACGCCGGAUGACCAGACGGCCGUUGAGAACCACGCAGUUAUCGAUCGGUUCAGUGCCACACGGCAUUACUCUGGAACUCGGAAUUUACAUCUCGAAGAUAUCGCCCGGUAGUUUGGCUGCCAAGGAUGGAAACCUCGCCGUAGGGGAUAGAGUAUUAAACAUUAAUAGUAAACCGAUGGAUACUGUUACUACGGCGCACGAAGCGAUGGCAAUUUUAAAUGAUGAUACCGUGGACGUGUUAACAAUCACAACAUUGAAGGGUAUUUCAAUACCGUCUGUCGCUAGUUCGGAAACAAUGGGGUUAGAUGGUUUCGUGGAGAAGCAAAAGAUGGUAAACAGCUGUUCGCAAACCGAGCAAGAAAGAAUGAUGUUGAAAGCUUCGUCAGAUGAUUACGAAAGGCGAUAUCUAUCGACGAAUUUUGCUGAUCGAAACGCCUAUAAAGCCGCAAAGUCCGUGAGCGGUGAAAAGUCGAGCGGCAUUAGCAACGCUUGGGACAACUUCCGAGAGAAGAUUGACAUAGUGCGGGGACGCAAGCAUAGUAAGGAGCGCGACGACAACAACAAGAAGAAGGGUCACCGUAAUUCUAGUCCGAACACGUUCGAGCAGGAGCAGGACGCGAUAGCAGAGCUCGACUCGGUGAUCGACAGCUACCACAAGAAGGCGAGCAACACUAACAACAAUGGCGUGCUGAAACGCAGCAAGCGACGCGGCGCAGAGAAGGUCGAGAAGAACGGCGGCACAUGGCCGAAGGCGCGUGGCGUGCCCCUCAUACAGAAUGGGACCGGUACUAUAUUGCAUCCACGCAAAUCGAAAGAGCGUUUCCCCCUCAGCGCCUUCUUACCGAAAUACGAUAAUUAUAAUUAUAAUCGUAUCUCCAAUCCCAUUUCCCUCACCAACUUUUCCAAUGUCAAUAAUCGUCAUACCGUUUACAAAGCAGUGGAGACGCCGCUACCGACCUUCACCAAGACUGGACAGCAGCUCUUUAAUCAGAAGUCGUCAUCGUUCACUCCGGCGGUGCAGUUUAAGGACAUCCCGAUCGAUGGCGGCAGCAAGAAGCCACCGUCGACGGAAUUCGAGAGCAGCGCGUCGGAGACUGGACGACUCGGUUCCGGGCUGGCGCCGUCCGAGACUAGCAUCGACUUCUCGGUCAAGUCCGGCGGCGUCGGCCGCGAUCUCGAUUCGUACUUUGCGAACAAACGGCCGCAAAAGUAUACGAGCGGUGUCGGCGGUGGCAGUAGCAGUGACACGCAAAUGACGACGGACACGCUGCAGCACAAUCGCGUGCACUCGCAGCUUUAUUCGUCGGGAAUCGGCGGCUCAUCUACGUCCGCCACGUCGACCACCAGCGGUCCGGCAUCGCGCCAGCAAAUGGCACCCGGUAACUUUCCGUUUCCCCCGCAUCAUCCGUAUGCCACAUCGUCGCACUCCCAUCCGCAUUCUACGCAGCACCAGACUCACUCCUUACCCUCGCGCUAUCCAUCGCCACCGUCGCUGCCGUCCGCGCAGUCCGGCGAAUCGAUAGGCCUGCCUGACGCACGUACCUACUGUUUCGAGCCUCCGUACAGCCCCGGACCAGGUUCGCAGACCACAGUGACCCCGGUGGCCACCUUCGGCCAUCUGCACACUCCCUCCGUAGAUUUGCACUAUCACAAGUCACGCGCACUGACGCUCGGUAUACCCUGCGACACGCCCACUUACGGACAUGGAUACGAAGGCGGCACCUUACCUGGUCGAAAAGAAGAUCAACGCAUUCGCAUACCGUCCAACACCAGUGUCACGUCCAAGAGCAGCGUCGGCAAAUUAUCCACCGGUAGCAUAGAGAGAACGUCGGAGCGAGGCAGUCCAAUGCCAACAUUCCACGUAGAGGUGUUGAGUCCGGGCACUGGUAGCACCAGUGGGACCGAGAGCAGCAGUGGUACCGUGAGAGGAGGCAAUCAGCAUAAACGCGCCAGUAUGCCGGAGUACUGCUCGCAGUCACGUCCAGCGCCCGGUGAACUACGCCGAGUACACAUAGACAAAUCUGUGGAACCGUUGGGUAUUCAGAUCCAGUGUCUGGAAAGUGGCGGUGUAUUUGUCUCCACUGUCUACGAGCAAAGUCUGGCAGCGCAAGUCGGCCUACAGAUUGGCGAUCAAUUGUUAGAGGUUUGCGGCAUCAAUAUGCGAAGCGCGACCUACCAGCUGGCCGCCAACGUUUUACGUCAGUGCGGUAAUUCAAUUACAAUGCUGGUGCAGUAUAGUCCGGACAGAUAUUUUUCUGCUUUGGCUUUCACGUUAUUCGGAAUACGUGUCUCAUAUAAACGGCAUUUUUCUUUGCAAGAAUACACCGAAUUAGAGGCGGGUUCGUCCUCGAGUUCGUCGGAAGCCGCCGACGGAGCCGCGGCCGGAAGUCGCAGCGGCUCACCGACGCCAUGUAACAGUCCGGAAGCGCCGCGAAAGAGCACGAUGGAAACGUUGGAGCCAGUGGAACCGGAACGCGACACUACUACUAUUACCAUCACCACCACUACCGCCGCCGCCACCGUCACCGCCGUCACUACCGCCGCGCCCGUCAUGAGCACGCUACGCGUCGAGCGGGACAUGCGACCAUCUGCCUCGUUGGACGUGAGGAGCACGCAAGAGCGACAGCGCGAGAUGCGACCGUCCGCGUCGCUGGACAUCAAUAUUCGCAAGCCGGAACUACGCAGUGCCGCUACGCUGGAUCGUUUGAGCCGCGCGCAAUUGCAGCGGCAAACCGCGAUGAGAAGUCCCACGCAGGAAGAGUUGAAUCGGAAACCACCUCCGCCGAGUGGCGAGCCUAGAUAUCUGCUGAUCGAAACCAGGAAAUGCUCGAAUCUUGGUAUAUCGCUAGUGGGCGGAAAUGGCGUCGGUAUUUUCGUGCAUUCCGUUCAACCGGGUUGUCUUGCCGAGGAGGGCGGCCUAUUUACCGGCGAUAGAAUCCUGGAAUAUAACGGCGUGGAUCUGAGACAAGCGACCGCUGAGCAAGCCGCCCUCGAAUUGGCUCGACCGGCAGAUAAGGUAACGCUGGUCGCCCAAUAUAUGCACGAACGAUAUAACGAAGUGAAGGACAAGCCGGGUGAUAGUUUCUACGUGAAAGCGUUGUUCGAUCGAACCGGCGAGGUGGGCGACAGCCUGCAGCUGCGUUUCAACAAAGAUGACAUUCUAUACGUGGAUAACACAAUGUUUAACGGAACGCCGGGCCAUUGGCGUGCAUGGAUAGUCGAUCAGACCGGCCGUAGACAAACAUGCGGAAUAAUCCCUAGCAAAUUUAAAGUUGAAGAAGAGUUGCUAUUACGACGCUCUCUGGGUGAUUUAGAACAGGAUGCUGGCAAACGUAGCAACACGAGCGCGAGGAGAAGCUUCUUCCGACGAAAGAAGCAACAACCACGUUCAUCCAGCAGUAGAGACAGCACUAAAGAACUGUCGUCGCAUCUCACUGGAGCCCACUUGGGAUGGUACAGCGAUAGCGGAACGUUGAACGAAGAUACUCUUCCGGCAAGUUAUCAGCGUGUUGAGAGGCUCGAUUAUCCUACUUUGAGACCUGUGCUGAUAAUCGGUCCGCUUAGCGAAUGCGUAGUAACGAAACUUCUACAGGAUUAUCCGGGACAGUUUACUAGAUGUCUAGCGGAAGCAAUGCAUUGUUCGCAGUCGACUUUGGAGCAAGGCUUGCGCGAUUCGCUCUACAUAGAUUACAGGAAAAAAGGCAGCUACUUUGAAUGCACGACUGUACAAGCUGUUAAAGAUAUAUGCGAGAAGAAUACACACUGUAUUUUGGAUGUGUCGAUGGCUUCCAUCGAGAGGCUUCACAGACAUCAAAUUUAUCCUAUUGUUUUGUUGAUAAAAUUCAAGGAUAGAACGCAAAUUAAAGAGGUAAAAGAUUCCAGAUAUCCGAGCGACAAAAUCAGUACAAAGGCCGCGAAGGAGAUGUUUGAGCAUGCGCUCAAGAUAGAAGCAGAGUAUAAACACUACAUCUCUGCCGUGAUUCCUGCGGGCGUGAGCGUGGCGUAUAUAUGCACGCAGGUGAAAGCCUCGGUAGAUGAAGAGCAAAGCAAAGCGCUGUGGGUUCCUAGAGGGGGUCCCUGACACAAAAGGGGGGGCCCCCACAAGCCGCAGUGGAAGUCAAUCUAAAUUCCACCAGGGGGCCCUUACGUCGUGCACGUACGCAAAGAGAUUUGCUACGCAAAAUCAAUUAUAUUAUUUAUGGUCUCUUGAUUUUUCGGAGGAGGAUGCGAUGCAGUUGAGAAAACCUCCAUUUAACGAAGAACUUUUCAUUGUGCUAAUCGCUCAAUUUGGUUGUGAUGAUACGAGUUUCUACGAUCCAUUUUGCUUUAGCGUAUUUAGCUCGUUAAAUUAUCGCAAUCGUAUAAAACAGGUACGCGUGUAUUUCAGUUUCUCUGUCGCAUUUCUUUAAGUUGCUACUCCAAACACUAAAUCAUCAUGUCGUGUUUUAGUUAUAUCAAUUUGCUUUGCGCUAUAUCUGCAUCACUAUAUCAAGAUAUAUAUAUAUAUAUAUAGUUCACAUCUGUGUAAUAAUCAGAUCUACAAAGUAUAUAAAUUCAUAUUGAGGGAGAUUAUCUUUCGCGUCUUUUCGGAAUUGGCUUUCCUGAAAAAGUAGCUAGUGAAAUAUUAUAUAAUUGGUGCUUAUUUAUUUUUUUGAUUUUUUUUAAAUACUCACUCAUCGUUAUUCAUUAGAUAAAUAUAUCAAAUAAUUUAUGUUUAAUAAUCAGUUUGCUUUUCGAUCUUUGAUCGCGUAUAAUCAAGCAAUGCAACGGGAAAUGCAGCUAAUAACUUAUGAAACCAAUAAUUCGUACGAGACCAUAAGUGGAUUAGUAUAAAAAUAUUCGUCGUAUUAUGGCCCGUUAGAAAAUUGGUGGAUUAAUAUUGACAAACUGUCGAUUAGAAAAUAAAUAAAUUAUAUAGCCGUUUCUUUCGAUGGCUAUUAUAUAUUAUUAAUUAACCUCUCAAACUAAAACUAAUGUACAGAAAAAGAGA
Molecule: messenger RNA, 7580 nt
Organism: Camponotus floridanus (Florida carpenter ant)
Lineage: Eukaryota; Metazoa; Arthropoda; Insecta; Hymenoptera; Formicidae
Gene: Dlg5
Product: disks large homolog 5
Exons: 13
Coding region: 495-6671 (2058 amino acids)
Molecular function (GO): protein binding
Source: RefSeq, a predicted model, not a curated record